UUUCAUCAUGGCCGAUUUCUCACAGCGUGCAGUUGAUGUCUCGGCAGUGGUUUGGCAGGUUGAAGGUCAAACUCCGUCUGCGUGUUGUGUUGUUUGCCCGUCCAGUGGAUCUCGAACUGUCGUUCUCUCUGACACGAACCUUCCUGAUAUCACAGCUGAGGAUUUCUCCAAAAUCGACCUCCAUCAGUUCAAGUGGAUCCACUUUGAGGGCCGAAAUGCUGAGGAGCAGAUGAAGAUGAUCCAGCAGGUAGUGAUGUAUAACAGCACAUUGCCAAAGCAAGAAAGAAUCACCCUCUCCGUGGAGAUAGAGAAGACCAGAGAGCCGCUGUAUCAGCUGUUUCCUCACGGUGAUGUGGUGUUUGUCAGUAAGGACGUGGCUCGACACUUUGGCUUCCAGUCUGCAGAAGCUGCUCUGAAAGGACUCUACAGUCGGGUCAAACAGGGGGCCGUCCUGGUUUGUGCCUGGGCAGAAAAAGGAGCAGAUGCUCUGGGUCCUGACGGUUCACUCCUUCAUUCAGACGCUUUUCCUCCUAAAACUCUCGUCGAUACUCUCGGAGCCGGAGACACUUUCAACUCUGCCGUGAUCUACACACUGUCAAAUGGCAGAAGUCUGCAGGACGCUCUGACCUUCGGCUGCACAGUCGCCGGAAGGAAGUGUGGUUUCCACGGUUACGACGGCAUCACUAAAAAGUUCACAGACUGACCAAUGAAUUUAAAUAACGGAA
Messenger RNA from Cottoperca gobio, 725 nucleotides. RefSeq names its product ketohexokinase (gene khk). Gene Ontology annotation, biological process: fructose metabolic process. NCBI's taxonomy places the organism in Eukaryota, Metazoa, Chordata, Actinopteri, Perciformes, Bovichtidae. The transcript is spliced from 6 exons. Gene Ontology annotation, molecular function: ketohexokinase activity. The annotation marks the transcript as partial. The record is from RefSeq and is a predicted model, not a curated record.